AUGAGAAAGGUUAUUAUUGUUGAUGGGACAUUUCUGAGUGGCAGGUAUGUAGGCUGUUUAUUGUUUGCUGUGGCACAAGAUACAGAGAAUCACAUUUUUCCAAUUGCGUUCUGUAUAAUCGAUAAAGCGUGCGAUGAUUCUUGGACCUACUUUUUUGAACAAUUGUGGCACAUUGUUGACGAUAGUGAUGAAUUGUGCAUUAUCUCUGAUCAGCAUCUGUCUAUUGGGAAUGGCUGCAAAAAAGUUUCUACCGCCGCUCAUCAUGAUUUUUGCACGCAUCACAUUGCUGAAAAUAUGCGCAAGAGGUUUCAUUGUGAUAUUUUUAUUAAGUAUUUCUUUUCUGCCGCACAGUCAUAUAGUACUGAGGAAUUCUUUGAACAUUUUCAACAAUUGCGUGAUAAAAGCAGGGAAGUAGCUAACUGCCUCGCGAAUGAAAUUGGGUUCCAAAAGUUGAACAGGGCCUUAUUUACAGGAAACCGAUACGGCAUGUUGACAACAAACAUUGCAGAAUCAUUUAACGCAAUGCUUAAGGACCAAAGAAACUUUCUGAUCAUUGGCCUGUUCAAUCAUAUUAUUCGAAAGUUUGUAAACAAAUUCGAGGAGCAGCGUAAAGAAAUGAAAAAUAUUUUGACCUUCUUUGUUCCUUCUGCUGAAAAGAAAAUUAGGAAUAAUAUGGUUAUCGACGAUGCGCUCCAGGUGCAUCAAUUAGAGAAUAACCAGUUUAGCGUCGUCGGGCACGGCAGGGAUGCAAUAGUUGAUCUGGAUUUGAACACAUGUUCUUGUUGUCAGUUUUAUUUGAAAAAAAUACCCUGCCCACAUGCAAUCACAGCUCUGAGAUUGAGCUUUGGGGAUGGAUAUGGUUCCUCCAUUUACUAUCACUCCUCUUCAUUCUAUAAGGUUUUAACAUAUUUGGCUGCAUAUGAUGGAACCAUUGUCGAGCCUACAGAAGAAAAAUAG
Molecule: messenger RNA, 957 nt
Organism: Nicotiana tabacum (common tobacco)
Lineage: Eukaryota; Viridiplantae; Streptophyta; Magnoliopsida; Solanales; Solanaceae
Molecular function (GO): zinc ion binding
Source: RefSeq, a predicted model, not a curated record